This is a messenger RNA of Athalia rosae (coleseed sawfly), 6275 nucleotides long. It is a transcript of the gene dome, whose product is annotated as cytokine receptor. The coding region runs from base 333 to 4598 and encodes 1421 amino acids. NCBI's taxonomy places the organism in Eukaryota, Metazoa, Arthropoda, Insecta, Hymenoptera, Athaliidae. Gene Ontology annotation, molecular function: protein binding. The record is from RefSeq and is a predicted model, not a curated record. The transcript is spliced from 13 exons.
GUUAUGUCAGUUACGUUGUUACCGGUGCUCAUAGGGGUGCUACGGGAAAUGCAGCUCUAAAAGAGACAAUAAUUUAGCAGAAGUGUACCGUAAAAUCCUUGACAGACAGAAGUCAGAACGUAUUUAACAUCAUCAUAUACUGCCACGGAUGUCGCACGCUACUUGAAAAUUUAUAAUAACAGAGGGAGACACUCGGUGGAUAAAUCUGAGGAAAAAGUCUUGAGACAAUCGACAAGGGACAGCGUGAUGGUGAUGCUUUUGAAGGAUUUUCUGUUAUCCUAAAACAGAAAUGUAAAAUAGAAACUCUUUUCGAAGUUCGGGAUAAAGUAAAGAUGCUGAACUCAAGCGGUUACGGAUGGAGUAGCCAUGUCUCAUGGCUAUUUUUUGCUCUGAGCUUUCUACUUUUCAGCCCGUUCUGUUCCUCCGAUUCCAAUCAAUGUGCUCCUGGACUCAACACAGCAGGAAGAACAUGGCCACAAGGAGACAUCGUCUUGGAGUAUGGACAGUCUCUCAAGAUAUAUUGCAUCCUUAACGAAAUUCUUACCGACCCAAAGUACCAUGGUAAAAAUGCUUCCGAUUUGGCAUUGUUCAGAAAUGACAAAGAAAUGGAGCCAGAAUAUAUCAAAGUUGUUAACAAAACCACAAUAAUGAUGUACGUCGACAAGCCUGCAGCCUCUAAGGCAAUGUACUAUUGCAAACUCAAAUUUACAAAUGGCAAUAAUAAGUCGUACGAACCUGUUUGUCUCAACAAGGUUGUCGUUGGAUAUAAGCCACAGAAGCCAUCCAAUUUUAGUUGUAUAUCGCGAAACUGGGAAAAUCUCACAUGUUCGUGGACACCGGUGCCAAACGACAUUGCAACACGUUUUUUUCUACGCUACUGGAUACCGAGACAAGAUCCUAGUACCUAUUCUUGUCCCGUACCUAAACAAGAGCAUAAGCUACCGCCGAAUACCUGCAUGUGGGAAGCAUCCACGGAUCCACCGUAUAGAAAUGUUCAUAAGAAUUAUACGUUCAUAUUGCGUGCCGAAAACGUAUUGGGUAAUAACAGUUUCACAUAUCACAUUCGUCAUUUUGCUCAUGUGAUUCCGGCAAAGCCGGUCAACUUGUCGGUCGUUGACAAGACGUAUUCAAGUGCCAUGCUCCACUGGAGUGUUCCGUUUGCGAUGCGUGGUUUUCCGCCGGGACUUGUUCAUAGGAUUCAAUAUCAGAAUCAGUGGGAUGACGAGCGAAUUUGGGAGACAAUGAAUAUAACGGAUAACGCUCAUGCCAACGAGAAAUACUACAAUCUUACCGGUUUGAAGUAUGCGAAUGCAGUUUACGAUGUUAGGGUGUCUAUCAAGAGUUUUGAGGCCAUUGAAGAAGACAAGUGGGGUCAGUACAGUGGAGUCACCUUCAAAACAGCGCCUACGCUUCCAGGCCAACCCCCCAAGACCGAUGUCGGCAGUUUCGAGAUUGCCGGUAACAGCGGUAACAGAGACGUGUACAUAUACUGGCAGACAAUUCCGGCAUGGUUGGAAAACGGAGACAAUUUCACGUAUCAAGUUGUUCACGUUGAAGAAAACGGCCGCAGCGUCGAUCUCCAACCACACGAGACAACUAAAACUUACGCCAAGUUCAAAGCCAUCAGUUUUAAUAGCUUCAGGUUCGAAAUCGUCACUACUAACUGCAGAGGGGCUAAUCGACAAAAAGCGGUCGUACACGUCCCGAGUCAAUUUGAAAUGCCUCGUGAGCCGGUUGCUUUCACUAAAAUCGCUUUCGAUGGUGGACUAUACGAGCUGUCCUGGAAUCUGCCCAGUGGUAAUUCGAAUGUAAACAUAACAAAUUAUACGAUAUUUUGGUGCGAGAACGAUCGCGAUAGACCUUAUCAAUGUUCGGGAUACCUUGAUUGGAUACAUGUUUCUCGAAACACGAGUAUAUACAACACGACAGUGCCCGACCCAAAGAAAGUGUACCAAUUUGCGAUAGCCGCGAAUACUGAGAGAGCUAGUAGCGGUAUGGUUUGGGCGUCGUGCACAGCGAUUCACAAUAAAGUAGUCGGAAAAAUGAAAUCUGUCUGGAUAAACCACAUAGACUCGAAGCAAAUUGAGGUAGGUUGGAAGUUGGAAUGUUCCGACCGCAUCGACAUUGUACAGGGUUUCAAUAUUUACUACUGCCCGAUCGCAUCUCCGUACAAUUCGAGUUGCAAGGAUCCAAAAAUGAAUACGACAGUAAAAGCUGAUCCUCACACUAUUCAUGGAAUUGUGCAAGGUCUUAAACCCUACACCACUUACAUGCUCACCGUUGCUGUAUUGACAAAAAAUGGAGAAGGGCAACAUAGCGAUCCUCUUUACAAUACUACACUCGAGGCAGCACCCACUCCUCCUCGAGAUGUUUUAGUAAGAAAUGUGACCAACACAACGAUGACGGUCCAGUGGCAGGAACCAUCUGCCAAGAAUGGCGUGCUGAGAUACUAUAACGUGCACUAUAACAAGAAGACUAUCAAUGCUGAGAAGGCAACGACCAUAGAAAUUAAAAAUCUAGAACCUCAUACAGGUUACAACGUGACUGUCUCUGCCUGUACAAUAUCCUGCGGUGAACCCUCUGAUUUUAAAUUUGUUCGAACGGAUAUCGGGAUUCCUGGAAAGAUCGAUGUACCUGUAGUAAGGUUCAGUAAUUCAAGCCAAGUUCGUAUAUUGUGGAAUCCGCCUAAGGAUCCAGCGGGGUAUCUCGAUUAUUACGAGAUUCUCACUGCCGAUGGUCACAUUCACAGCAACAUCACUAGCACCGACCAGCACCUCGCUAUUCCUGACUGCACGAACGUCGGUCAUGAUAAUUUAUAUCGUUUUCAAGUGAGGGCUGUCAAUUUAGGGAGCGACAAAUCGCGCCUCCAAGGACCCUGGUCCGAACCAGGGGAAGGGCACUGCUACAACAAUGGACCCUCUACGAUGGCCUGGAUCGUAAUAUGGGUAAUCGGAGCUCUCGGCGGCGUAGUUUUCUUGCUAUUCAUUGGAUAUUUAUCGAAAAGGUUAUGGCUGAAGUGCAAGGCAAUGCAAGAUGUAGAGGUUAAAUUACCUCCAGGAUUAGCCUCUAAUGUGAAACUUUUGGAAAAGGGACAUGAGCAGCACACGCAGCAGCUAUCGGCUGAUUCUAGUGGGUGUUCGAGCGGUCAGGAGUCCGUAACCUCCUCCCUUACCUCCGAUUCCCACGUGCUGACGGACAGUGGUGCGGACCUUGAUCCCGUCCCAAUGUCGCCAACAAAGCUUCUCGAAACACCCCCAACUUGGGAAUCGUGUAACCUCCGUCAGCGAAACGUCGCAGGGACAACUAAGCCGGAUUCAUCGUGCGGCGAACGUGUGCGUAGGGAUCCUUAUGUAAUGGUCGCUAAAAAUGUUGACACCAUAUCUGGCGAGUCACUUUCACUGGCAAGAUCAACGCCAAAUUUGACGGCCGUCAGCGUAAAAUCUGAGAGCGCGGGAACAGGUCUGUAUACCGCCUCUCAACAGCAACACACGUGGUCAUCGGCGGGAUAUAUAAGUAUGCCGUCCUCCGAGGAAGAAUCCUUGUCAGAAGACCCGAGCUUGCUUCCAAUAGGAAAGGGAAACGGUGCUCAGGGUAUCUAUAGCGUUGUUGGCUUACCGCCCUCACUAAUGCCUCGUUCCAAGGCAGAAACGAGAGGCCCGGACACGAGUCAUCCACAUGCCGCAAAACUUAUUCCUCUUGGCACGGAGUCGAAACCCACCCCAGGGGCAGUCCCCAACCCGUACGUCAGCCUUGCCUUCUUGGAGCAGAAGUCGAGAAUCCCAAUUACGAAUACACACGUGCCAUCAUCCGUCGACGACUUUACUGACGACAACUUGGAGUUUUCCCGCUCGGUUCGUGAGCAACACACACCACCGCCGUUUUCGAUUUCGGAUAAACUAACGAAACCCUAUGUGCAAACGGGCAUUUUGGAUGCGACGAAGAAAAUGUCGCGCCCAAUCGCACAGAGAGACGCCCUGACGGCCAGUGCGACGGAGAUGAGCGGUGGACCGUCGAUUUCAUCUUCCAACUGCGUCGAACCUGAGCAUUCUACGUCGCAGUCCUUGAUGCAGAUAUCUUCGAACGUCUACCUGCCCAUAGAUGCAGCACGUGGGGGCGGCACACCGGCCUCGAAGAACUGGAACGAAACUUCCGCGUAUACGCAGAGCCCGUACGUUGCCGUGAGUAAGGUUUCCAUUGCGGAGACACCGGCGAGGUUGAUGGGGCUCAGAGUGAGAACGGGGCUAGAGAUAGACGACGGUCACAUGCAGUCUUCGAAUCCUUUCAUUCCGACUUCAGAAAUACCGGAGACAUCUCCGAACAUCCCGACAACGCGUAAAUCGGACUGUCAACCGGACGGAUUUGACCGGUCUCUCACUUCAGUCGCGGUGCCCUUGCCGGUCGUUACACAGACUUUGGGGUAUGUUUCGAUAGCGGAAAAUUCGCCUAGAACCGGCAACGGUACGUCACUGGAAAAUUCCACACUUCCGUACCAGCCACAUCAGCGCGUUAACAAAAAAUCCACAACUUCUUCGCCACAAAACGUUGGCCAAGGUGAAGAACAGUACAGCAAAGUAACGGCCGUACCGACCACCACAUAACUAUUGAAAUAAUCUAACAGGCCGUCGAGUGUGAAACUAUUCAUAUGCUAUACCUAGGCGCUUAGAGAAUUACGUUAAGUAGUAAGUACGUCAAACAACUCUAGGACUAAAAAACUGAGUAGCCACUAAUUCGCGUCGGCCCAUGUCUUCAUAUUUGUGUCAAAUUUGUCAUCUGUGUGAGAUUCCGAACGAUUGACUCAACUCUAUGCUAAGAUACAUGAAUCGGUGAUGGAAUUCAGACAAAUCUGACCAGAUAUUCGGCCUUCUGCUGUGACGAAUAGAAAGUAAUCGGACAGGGUAGUAGGGGGUACUAAUCUGAAGGAAAAUUCUGAAAUUCAUUUGAAAACUUAGCGCAACUGCCUAUUUAUUUUAUUGGCAUCUAGACCAACAAUUUUGAAGAUCUUUCAGGAUAGGUCAUGUAAUUUGGUGAACGGAACAUUUGAGCAGCUUAAUUGACGAUUGUUUCUCGCGUUGUUGAUCAGAAUUAUGAUGACGACGACGACGACGACGAUGAUGAUAUUUAUAGAUGUAAUACUAAUAAUAGUUGCAACAACAACAACAACAACAACAACAACAACAACAACAACAACAACAACAACAACAACAACAACAACAACAACAACAACAACAGCAGCAACAACAACAACAAUAACGACGAUGAUGAUAAUGUUGAUUAUGAUACAAUACGAUAAUAAUAUUCUAAUGAUAAUAUGAACGAUGAUCAGCUAUGCGGUGCAUAUUGAACGUGUUCAUAUAUGCUGCCACUUGCAAAGAUUGGGAAACUACUUCAUACUUGAUCACGUGUUGUUGUAGAAUAUUCAAAACUACGUUCUGUCCGUAUAAACUAUUGUUCUCAAAUGUAAAUAGACUUUAAUCCAAUGAUAACGUUAUCAUCAUCGUCACCACCAUCGUCAUCUUGAUCAUUGUAAUGGUUAUCAUGAUUCGUUGGGAGAAGAAUCCCACUCCCACUUGGAACUCGCAAUCUUUCCAAAUCUUACACAUUGCUCUGUCAAAUAUAAUUGGCAUGUCGGUUGUUUCUUAUAGGCAAGUAGGUCAUGAAUCUCGAACUCUGAUAACCAGGAAGUUUGACAAAAUUCAGGUAAUAAUACAAUCAUACGAUGUUCAAUGCUGACUGAUGCUGGAAUAUUGUGCUUCGUAAUUAUUGGGCAUAUCUAUUGGCAUAGUUGUAUUAGUACAUAUCUCAUACAUGUAGCCUUGUGUAAUUACUUAGAGUGGCUGAAUAUUAAUCAAUUUGUUUAUUUUUCAUUUUAUCAAUUAUUCCCGUUAUCAAUGGGCCAAUCAAUAUAAUAUUAGAAAUAACGUUCAACCUGAAAACUUAUUAUUAUAUCUAUACUUGCAAGAUUACGUAUACAAUAUCACAUAAACUUGGCGUACGUAUAUGUUAGCAUAAAUAUAGCUAUAAAUUUUAUUUUUAUAUUAAAAUAUACAUACACUACAGAAAAUAUAAGAUCCAACACACACGCAUAUCACUCACUCACUCACACGCACGCACGCACGCAUAGGUACGAUGAAUUUUGAUUUCUACAUUUCACAUUAAAAUUGUACUUUUAUUCAAUUUUUGAAUCCAGUGUGUGCAUAUUAAUAUCAGUAGUCAUGUAUAAUGUAACGAACUUUUGUAAAAUCUAGAUAGGUCGAAUAAAUGAGCGGUAAAUUCGA